Messenger RNA from Lutzomyia longipalpis, 1883 nucleotides. It is a transcript of the gene Tmx3, whose product is annotated as protein disulfide-isomerase TMX3. Gene Ontology annotation, biological process: peptidyl-cysteine oxidation. The record is from RefSeq and is a predicted model, not a curated record. The transcript is spliced from 5 exons. Gene Ontology annotation, cellular component: endoplasmic reticulum. Gene Ontology annotation, molecular function: protein disulfide isomerase activity. The coding region runs from base 134 to 1426 and encodes 430 amino acids. NCBI's taxonomy places the organism in Eukaryota, Metazoa, Arthropoda, Insecta, Diptera, Psychodidae.
GCGUGGCGCUGCAGUCGUUUUGCACACAUAGUUUGACGUCGUUUGCCAAUUUUCCAGCAGAAUUUUGUGAAUUAUUGGAAUUUUCUCAUAGUUUUUCAGGAAGGAUGGUAAUUAUUUUGCUUUAGAAUUCACCAUGGAUGUAUCUGGGAUGUUCACAAUGAAGUUUCUUGCUUUACUUCUCCUUGUGUUUCUGGGUAUCUCGGAAGGAUCUCGUGUAAUUGAGCUGAGUGAUCGUUUCUUGGAUGUUCGGCAUGAGGGUCAGUGGUUUGUUAAAUUCUACGCCCCUUGGUGUGCUCACUGCAAACGUCUCGAACCAGUUUGGUCUCACGUUGCCCAGACGCUUUACAACACAAAUGUACGUGUGGGAAAGGUUGAUUGCACUCGAUUCACAUCUGUGGCCCAAGUCUUCAAUAUAAAUUCUUUCCCGACGAUAAUUUUCAUGAAGGAUGGCCUGGAGUUUGUCUACAACGGAGAACGUACCAAGGAGGAGCUAAUUCACUUUGUUAUGCGAAUGUCCGGGCCACCAGUGCAGCUUGUAACACGUACAGACAGUGUGGACAUGCUAAAAGCCAGUCAUCCCAUCUUUUUCUCCUACAUCGGAAAGCAGGAGGGCCUCCUAUGGGAUACUUAUGCUUCAGUGGCGGAAGUCUUCCAGCCUCAUGGAUUUUUCUAUGCUACCUCCUUUGAGAUUGCACGAGAUCACUUUGAUAUCGAUACCCUUCCUGCUGUGAUUGUGUACAAGGAGAGAAAUCAUUUCUACUAUCCACUUUCCGGUGAAUUGUCUUUCGUAGAGCCAUCCCACAUGAAUCGAACUCUCCAUGCGUGGGUGAAUGAAGAGAGAUUCUCAAUAUUCCCCAAAGUCACGCGAAGCAAUAUAAAUGAAUUGAUGUUGACAAGGAAAUAUCUCGUGUUAGCCGUUGUGGAGGAAAAUCGUCUGGCUGAGGUGGCAGCCCAUGAGCUGGAAUUCCGGGAUAUGAUUGAAUCCAUAAUCCGAAUGAAUCACGAUAAAUUUCAUUCGCGCUUCCAAUUUGGAUGGAUCGGUACACCAGAGUUGGCACAUUCCAUCGCAAUGGACACCCUGGCUACGCCUCAUCUCCUCGUCUUGAACUCCACAACGUCUGAGCAUCACAUUCCCGACGAUGAGCCAUUGAAAUUAACUUCAGAAGCCAUUCAGGUCUUCCUGGAGAAUAUUCACAACCAGAGCGCUCCUGUAUACGGUGGAAAUUCCUUCUAUGUACGCAUCUAUCGUACGUACUUUGAGGCAAAACGUUCCCUCAGUGAAAUGUGGCGAGGUAAUCCUGUGUUAACUUCGGUUCUCUUUGGCCUACCUCUUGGUUUUCUCUCGCUCAUCAUCUACUCCAUUUGCUGUGCUGAUAUCCUCGAUGCGGAUGAAGAGGACAUUGACACACACGAGAAGAAUGAGUAGAUGAUGAAACAUUAAUAUAGAAAAUUGUAGAUUUUCGAAGCUAGUCAAAAUUUUCCCAACAAGAAAAGAUCUCAUUUGGAGACUCCGUGUUCAGCUGAAGAAUUCCGCAAUGAAUUUAAUUGGAUUUGUUUUCUAAAUAGAGCUUUUCACGAGCAAUUUUUUAAUGGAAAAUGAACGAUUUUAAACGAAGGUUUCCACUUUUAUAUCAAACUUGCAGAGAAUAGAAAAAAAAAUCAAGAAAUUACAAUUUUUUCUACGAAAAUUCAUUGAGAAUUCUUCAGCUGAAGAAAACCUUUAAAACAAAGUGUUGGAGUAUCCUGAUUUUUUUUUAAAUUCUAAUAGAAUAAUGCGAAUAAUGUAAUAUUUAUACAGAAGAAAGGGAUAAUCUUUGUCCAAUUCGCAAAAUUAUGUUAAAAUUUUAUUUUCUCUGACAAAAUAAACAACCCUCGAGAUAUAA